AUGCCAAGAAUCAUGUGGAAAAGCUUCCAUCUUUGCUUCCCAUCAAAUCUCACCAAUCCCUCCUCAACUCCCGCCGACGCUGCCGCCUCCGACGAUCCCAACCGUCCAUCAAUUCUUCUCAUCAACAACUUCAACCUCCUCUACGACGAUUCCGCAGCCGCCGGCCGCCGCAUAUCCAAGCGUCUCAUCGACGUCGAACCUUCCUCCACCACAUUCACCGCCUCCACCUCCACCGCCGCUAAUUCUUUUUGCUCCUCCGCUUCCUACGAUGAAACCGAUAAUUACGGUUUUGGCCCUGACGACUCUCCCCCUCCGGACUUAACGGCCGUUCUUGCCUCCCGUCGCUUCUUCUUCUCUUCUCCUGGCCGGUCCAACUCAAUUACCGACUCGCCGGAUCUCCGCCCCGGCGAUAAUUACCAAACUGCCACUGCCAGGACAACUAAUACUACUAGGCUUCUCGCUGGAGGAACCGCCGUGAAACAAUACGUGCAAUCUCCUGAUCCUUACAACGAUUUUCGGCGAUCAAUGCAGGAGAUGCUUGACGCCGUUACAAACGCCGGAGAUCUUCGUCGUUACGAGUUCUUGCACGAGCUGUUACUAAGUUAUCUCUCACUGAAUGCCGCAGAUACACAUAAGUUCAUUAUCAGAGCUUUCGCCGACAUUCUCGUGUCUCUCUUAUCGGACGGUCACCGGACAAGAUGA
Thlaspi arvense is the source of this 702-nucleotide messenger RNA. Lineage: Eukaryota; Viridiplantae; Streptophyta; Magnoliopsida; Brassicales; Brassicaceae. The record is from the annotation of a GenBank genome assembly.